CGCCCUGCAAGCCUAGCCAGAGAGUCUUCCCCUGUGUGCGCGGUGCGGCCCUGGACCGGCCUGGGGACGCCGCUUGAGCCCAAGCGUCCUGUAGGAUGUGUGUGGCCUUAUAAGGAGGGCUAGGGUCUGAUGUGUUGGAGGAGCCCCUGCCCUGCACUUCCCUCUGAAGAGAAAGGAAAAAAGGCCUGCUGUCUCUGGGAUGCGGUAGCCACAUUGCAGCAGGAGCCCUGAACGUCCACUGCCCAUUUCGUCAACAUGGAGGUCUGAAGUCCAUGUGGCUCCUUGCGGUGCACCAGGUGCUAAGGAAAAUGCAGAGGCGCCACAGUAGCAACACUGACAAUAUUCCACCUGAAAGAAGCCGCAGCCAGGCCCUCAGCCCCGAGGCCAGCGUGGAUGAGGGUGGCGUAUUUGAGAGCCUGAAGGCAGAGACAGCGUCCCCUCCAGCACUCUUCUCAGGCCUGGCAGGUGGUCUGCCUGCCAACCCCUUCCCAGCAGGUCUGGUGCUGGGCUCCACAGCAGGGGGCGGGGACGUGUUCAUCCCGAUGCCAGCCACCAGGGAUGAGGCCGGUGGCCGCAGCACCGAAGGAAGCAGCUACCACCACCGCCAGCCCCACCACCACUUCCACCACGCCGCCCACCGUGGGGGCUCCCUGCUGCAGCAUGUAGGUGGGGACCACCGUGGGCACUCGGAAGAAGGGGUCGACGAGCAGCCAGGGACUCCAGCACCCGCACUGUCCGAGCUGAAGGCUGUGAUCUGCUGGCUGCAGAAGGGACUGCCUUUUAUCCUCAUUCUGCUGGCCAAACUGUGCUUCCAGCACAAGCUGGGUAUUGCCGUGUGCAUCGGGAUGGCCAGCACCUUCGCAUAUGCAAACUCCACCCUCCGGGAGCAGGUGUCAUUGAAGGAGAAGAGAUCGGUCCUGGUCAUCUUGUGGAUUCUGGCCUUCCUGGCAGGGAACACACUGUACGUCCUCUACACCUUCAGCUCCCAGCAGCUCUACAGCAGCCUCAUAUUUCUGAAGCCCAACCUGGAGACCCUGGACUUCUUUGACCUGCUCUGGAUCGUCGGGAUCGCCGACUUCGUGCUGAAGUAUAUCACCAUCGCCCUCAAGUGCCUCGUUGUUGCCCUGCCGAAGAUCAUCCUGGCUGUUAAGUCCAAGGGUAAGUUUUAUCUGGUUAUCGAGGAGCUGAGCCAGCUGUUCAGGUCACUUGUUCCCAUCCAGCUGUGGUACAAAUACAUCAUGGGAGAUGACUCCUCCAACAGCUACUUCCUGGGAGGGGUCCUGAUCAUUCUCUACAGUCUGUGCAAGUCUUUCGACAUCUGUGGUCGCGUGGGUGGAGUCAGGAAAGCGCUGAAGCUCCUCUGCUCCAAACAGAAUUAUGGGGUCCGAGCCACGGGGCAGCAGUGCACAGAAGCGGGCGCUAUCUGCGCCAUCUGCCAGGCUGAGUUCCGAGACCCUAUGAUUCUCCUGUGCCAGCACGUGUUCUGCGAGGAGUGCCUCUGCCUGUGGCUGGAUCGCGAGCGCACCUGCCCGCUCUGCCGCUCAGUUGCCGUGGAUACCCUGCGCUGCUGGAAGGAUGGGGCCACAUCUGCACACUUGCAGGUGUACUGAGCGGAACACAAGUGUCUGGAGAUGCCAGAGGGCCCAGCACUGCUGAGCCCAGCCCUGAUGAUUCCUGGGAAACAACCUCCAGCGCUUUCUCCUGCCUUCCACCACCUCUACCUGAUGGCCCAGGGUCUCCCCACCAACACAUUCCUCAUCGCCCUGGUACAGUGUGUGCAUUCUGCCCCACCAGAUAGGGGAGCCCUCCUCAUUCAGGCUUAGCUUCCUGCAGGUAGGUGGUCCGUCCCCUCAAUCUCUCCCUAUUUAACCUGCUUCCUGCUGCUGGCACUCCGUGCUACAGACCAGUAUAAGCUGAAAGAGUACAGCCUCUCAGGACGUGACUCGGGUCUGGGGAGAAUGUUUAGCGUGCAAACACACCAGGCUUCACCCACCACACGAGGAGACUGAGGUGAAAAGCUGGAUGUGGUCCCAUCUAACACAGGCUGAUGAGCCUCCUGUGCAGACGCCAACAGAGCUAGCUUGUCAGGAGUGCAGAGGCCGGGCUCAUGUCCCUGUCCCUCAGUAGCCGAGGAUCAGUGGCCCAAGUGUCUAGCACGGCAGAGGCGGCCUGCACUGAGCACACAGGCUGGGGAUGCUGCCUCCCGAGGUCAAGCAGUGGGAGCCAUGGAAAGACUUGACCAUCCUGAUUUCUUUUUUUCCUGGGUGCAUGCUACUGGGCCUCUGUCAUUUCUUCUCUCCUCAUCCUCUUCUGUAACUCCCUCGCUGACAGCUCAGGCCUGUGCAGAGCUCUGGUGGACAUGGCUGCCUCUCCUGGGAGCCUUCGAAGCUAACAGUUCAAUCCCUGUCCUAGAUGGCGCACGGCUCAGGAACAAUCAAUUCAUUUUCCCCUCCCUCUCUCUAGUGAGGUAAUUAGCUCAGAGAAACAACAGCCCUUCCAGCCUUUUCUUCUAAAAAAGAUUGUUUUAUAUCUUUAACCAAAUGCCAGAGAGGGGCCACAGGGAGCACUGGGAGCAGGCUCGCAGGUGCGCUUCACAUGCCAGUCCCCAGGACACAGCCGCUGCUUCCGUUGGGAAACUCUGCUUGGAAACCUGGGUUGAGAUAUAGCACAGGUGACCAUGCAGAAGCCUCCGGAAGCCUGCCUGCCUGCCUUCACCCUCUCCCAACUCUGUUUUCUCAUUGUUGAUGUCCCCACAACAGGCUGGCCCCAGCCAAAUUUGAGAAAACUCUGCAUGGCUAAUGGGCAGAUUAGCAGCAUUCAAGCCCUGGGGGAAUUGGGGGUCUCACUGCCAUCUCCCUCCCCCAGGAGGUCCAGGACUCAUGCUCCUGGGUAACCCCUCGCCUGGAUUGCUUCCUUUCUCCUCGGCUCUUCCCUGGUACCAGCAAGACACCCUUUCCAGGAGACCAUAGCAUCCUUCAAGCUCGGUUACUAUGGCAAUGGCCAUGAUGUUAAACAAUCCUGCUGUCUGGAUGUUCUAAGAGGAAAGGGAGGAUGGGCUCCUCUGUUCUCUCUGGCCCAAAGGGCACCUAGGAAGAGCCGGUGGGGCUGCCUGCAGCUGGUUUUCAUCAGAGAUCACUUUGUCUGGAAACAUCUGUCAGCAUUUUGGAGGGAUUGGAGCUGGGGGAGACUCACAGAAGUGAAGCAUGGGGUGGAGCAGAGGCAGCUAUUGGGAGUGGGGCUUGGAAACCUGACCCCAAGCUCUGCAUGAUGAUGUGACAUCCCUAUACCCUGUAGCCAUCAGUGGGGUUACAAAACCUAGCAUGUUGUGUUACUUACUGGGACUGAGAAAACUAGCAGGCCUGCAGGUGUAGCCCAACGAGUAGUGUGCUUGCUUAGCAUGCAGGAAGCCCCAAGUUCCGUGCCCAGUGCCACAUAAACUAGACACGGCUGUGCAUGCAUGUAAUGCCAGACUGGGAGGUAGAGGCAGGAGGAUCAGAAGUUCAAGGGCAUUCCUUGGCUACAAAGCAAGUUCCAGGAUAGCCUGGGCUACCUGAGACCCCAUUUUGAAAGGGAGAGAAGAGGAAAGCAGUGUGGGUUACCGGCGGAUGCUCCAGGGGUUUUACCACCCCCAUUAUUUCUCUAACACUGUGGAAAUGUAAACUGUCCCCCUGCCAUAUAAAGAAGGCACAGGUGGGGGCAUUCCCUAGUGAGAUGAUAGACAGCCUAGGAUCUUACUUGUUCAUUUUCCACGCUGUGAGGGGGACAUCUCAUCAGGGGCUUUCUCCCAGCUUAGAUGACUCGGCUUCUGUCUUAGCUAGGGCAGAGUUUCCCAAACACCGGGCUAUGGAGAAGUGUCCCCUGGAGAGGGGAUCAGUGGAGCAUCCAUCAGGUUCUGUGUCUGAUGCCCAGUAUCUGUGAGACAGAGGCUCAAAUCGCACUGAAUCCUCAGAGUCUUGUUUGUGCAUAAGAACCUGAGAAUAACAUUACAGGGAGACUGGAGAGAAGCCAGCAGUUAAGAGUGCAAUUUCCAGCACUCACAUCAAGGGGCUCACUACUGUUGACUCCAGCUCCAGGGAAUCGGGGGCUCUCUUCUGACCUCCGCAGGUACCUACACAUACACGAAGAGUAUAUGGGGGGAGGGGCAUGUGCACACACAUAAUUUAAAACAAAAUAAAUCUUCAAGAAGUGUGUGGGAAGAAGAAAGGCCUGCUUUGGACUGAGCUUGACAGGGCCAGCAUUUUCCAAAGGGAAUGACAUACAGGUAUGGAGCAUUGGGACCGUCCGUCCUGAUGCUAAGGACGAAACGGGAGCAGGCCUGAAGUCUGUGGUGCUUUCCUUUGGCACAUGGCUGUCUUUGGUGUCUUUGAGAACCUUCUGCCAAUAAACCUUCUCUGUGGACGCAAC
Molecule: messenger RNA, 4404 nt
Organism: Microtus ochrogaster (prairie vole)
Lineage: Eukaryota; Metazoa; Chordata; Mammalia; Rodentia; Cricetidae
Gene: Rnft2
Product: ring finger protein, transmembrane 2
Biological process (GO): positive regulation of ERAD pathway
Molecular function (GO): ubiquitin protein ligase activity
Source: RefSeq, a predicted model, not a curated record